AUGUCAACUGAGAUGGCAGCUAGCGUCUACGAAGGAGCCGACCUAGACGACAUCGCUGCCAAGGAACCCGGAGAGCAAGCUUACCUUCGAGCGCUCCUGGACGCGCCUUUUGUGUUCAAGCAAGAGUGGAAACAGACUAGCAUUGAUGGUCCUCCGCCGAUUGAAGAUGUAGUGCAAGUUUGUAUGCCACGCGAAUACACGACUAAUUCGUCGCAGGAGGUCCUUCGGACGCGUCUGGGAAAGGUCCUGAUAGCGCACUGUCGGGGAAUCCGUCUGGACCCUUACAAUCCAAAGAUGUGGAUCGAUCGGGGCCGUCACUUUAUGGAGCUCGGUUACGGAGAGCUCGCGGUUUCAGAUGCAUACAAAGGCCGUCUUCUGCUAGACUCCUUUCUAGGUGUCAUCGACACCAAAGAUGCAUAUUCGGACCUUGACAAGGACAGCUUACCGUGCAAGGUCAGCGCUGCUCUGGCAGGCAUUAUUGGGAAAUUAGACACAGGAGUUACUAGACAAUGUGAUGCCGGUAACGUCUCCAUUGCCAAAUCGCUGCAGCAGCAGGCUUUCCUGGUCAUGGCUUCGGCUCUGCUCCGUGUCAGAGCAUACCACGACGCGAUUCAGGUCCUCGAUGAGGCGGUAGUGCUCGGCGGUACGUCCGAAGAAUUACAGAAACUAUGCUCGCAGGCGAAAGAAAGAUCAAGAUCUAUGGAGCAGCCGAUUCCGGCUCGGCACCAAAAGCCGGGGUACAUGCAACGAUCAACCAAACAAGGUGGCGUUCAACGAGUCGCUUACCCUUGGAUCAAUCCUGAGGAACUGGGACGCGGAAACAAAGCAAUGAAGAAAGCCAAAACGAAAUUGGAGGCAGCUUCGAGAAACGCCACGCUGGGCCCAAGCUCUCUGGGCGGCACAACAAGCGAUAACUUUGGUGUUUUUGCUCGACAGGAUAUUACACGAGAUGAUCUAAUCGUGACAGAUAGGUCGGCCUUCACUGUUUUCAAUGUUCAGGGUAAGGAUGACUGCUGGGCUUGCUCUAAGCCACUUAGCCGUGAGAUUGUCUCUAUGAAUUGUUGCAAAAACAAGUUUUGCAGCGAAUCAUGUAAGACCGAAGCCGUCAACACUUACCAUCGGGUUCUAUGUGAUAAAGACUUUGAGUGGCUUUAUCGUGCUAGCAAAGAUGCAGACCAGUCCUCUAAUGACAUGGUCCCGCUUAUGUUGAUGAAGAUACUGGCCACGGCUGUACAACAAAAUGCAAAACCCCUCAAAGUGGCCUGCGUCGGGAGCUUAAAGAUCAACUAUGAAAAGAGGACAAGUUCAAUCUUCAAAUUCCACGCCAAUGUCGUGGCUCCAAUUAGAAUCCUGCAGACAUUUGGCAUCGAUGUCUUCAAAGAUAUGCGCUUUGAUUCGUGGGCGUUGCAGACGCUUAUACUACGGAUUGAAAACAACAUGUUUGUCAACAAAGAAGGCGACGUGGUAUACUGUGCCAUCUCCCCGCUGUUCUGCAUGUUCAAUCAUGACUGCGAUCCUUCCGCCGAAUGGCCAGCCUACGACCAAGGCGGUCCAGUGACAGUGAUUGCGAAACGAGAUAUCAAAGAGGGCGAGGAGAUCAGCGUGUCAUAUAUCCCUAACACUCCGUUAGAAAAGGACAGACGUCUGAGACUAAAGUCUCAACUCGGUGGUGUGUGUGGUUGCGCCCGUUGUUGCAAAGAGAGGAAAAUGCCUCCGGAGGAAGAAAGACCGCCUCACUUUGAGCUGUUGCAGUUGCUGAAUGAGGUCAGCAAUGGAAAGGGUGACCCUCAAAACGAGAUUCUGAGACGUCUGAGAGAUCGAUAUAUCUCCUGGUAG
Molecule: messenger RNA, 1836 nt
Organism: Letharia lupina
Lineage: Eukaryota; Fungi; Ascomycota; Lecanoromycetes; Lecanorales; Parmeliaceae
Exons: 3
Coding region: 1-1836 (611 amino acids)
Cellular component (GO): nucleus
Molecular function (GO): protein binding
Source: RefSeq, a predicted model, not a curated record